AAAGUUGCAUUUUGCCUGCAAAGAAUGGGGCUUCUUCCAGCUGAUUAAUCAUGGAGUGAGCUCUUCAUUAGUGGACAAACUGAAACUAGAGAUGCAAAAGUUUUUCAAUUUGACGAUUGAAGAGAAGAAGAGAUUUGCCCAAGAACCGGGCGAUGUAGAAGGAUAUGGACAGGCCUUUGUUGUAUCUGAGGAACAAAAACUUGACUGGGCUGACAUGUUUUACAUGGUCACUCUGCCAACUCACUUGAGAAAACCUCAUUUACUUCCCAACCUUCCUCUUCCAUUCAGAGACACUCUAGAUCAGUACUCAAAGGAAUUGAAAAUCCUUGCCAUCAAGGUCCUUGAGCAAAUGACAAAAGCAUUAGGAAUGAAGCUUGAAGAUAUGACAAUGCUUUUCCAAGAAGGGAUGCAAUCAAUGAGGAUGAACUAUUAUCCUCCAUGUCCCCAACCUGAGCUUGUGAUGGGCCUUUGCCCCCACUCUGAUGCUGCUGGGCUUACCAUAGUGCUUCAAGUCAAUGAAGUGGAAGGCCUCCAAAUCAAAAAGGCUGGAGCUUGGGUUCCUGUUGUACCACUUCCUAAUGCAUUCAUAGUCAAUGUUGGAGACAUUUUAGAGAUUGUGACAAAUGGGAUUUACAAGAGUGUUGAGCAUCGGGCAACUGUGAAUUUGCACAACGAAAGGCUUUCCAUUGCAACGUUCUUUUCUCCAAAACUGGAUGGUGACAUGGGUCCAGCGCCAAGUCUUAUCACCCCUGAAAAUCCAGCAAUUUUCAGAAGAAUUAGUAUGAUUGAGUAUUUAAAAGUGUUUUAUUCCCGUGAACUAGAUGGGAAAUCAUUCAUUGACGCAAUGAGGACCCAAAUCGAAGACUUUUAGGCACUUAGUCCCUCUAUGAUUUUUCUCUUUGAAACUUAUGUACACUGUUGAUAUGGUGUCCCCUCUUCAUCCCCU
Messenger RNA from Coffea eugenioides, 946 nucleotides. Its product is annotated as probable 2-oxoglutarate/Fe(II)-dependent dioxygenase. NCBI's taxonomy places the organism in Eukaryota, Viridiplantae, Streptophyta, Magnoliopsida, Gentianales, Rubiaceae. The transcript is spliced from 4 exons. Bases 92 to 871 code for a protein of 259 amino acids. The record is from RefSeq and is a predicted model, not a curated record.